CCCCUCCCACCGGCCCGAGCCUGUGCGCCUCACGUCACCUCCGCCUCACGAAAUACGUCACUUCCUAGUAACCGCCACCGGAAUCGCGAAACUAACAGGAGAGAUGGAAGCCGGCCCCGGUUCCGAAGCAGCAGCAGCCGGGGAAGCAGCGUCAUGUCCUCGCCGGCCUCCACACCGAGCCGCCGCGGCAGCAAGCGCGGGCGGAGCACCAACCCCAGACUCGUAAGUGCAACUUUUCCCUACAGAGGCUUUGCCAGCACAGCUAUACGGGAAGCAAAGGAUGCAUUGGCAAGUGAACAAUCUCUUGAACAAAAGCUUGUGAUCUGGGGAACAGAUGUUAACGUAGCUUCAUGCAAAGUUAAGUUCCAGGGCAUUCUGCUUCAACUAUUCGGGGGAUCAAGAAAAGAUUUCAGUCAUACGGGAAGAGGCAAUUUUCGUGCUGAGAUCAACAUUCUUCUGUGUGGUGAUCCUGGCACUAGUAAAUCACAGCUGCUUCAAUAUGUCUAUAACCUGGUUCCUAGAGGCCAGUACACAUCAGGGAAGGGCUCUAGUGCAGUUGAUCUUCAUUGGUGUAAUGAAGGACCCAGAGACAAGGCAGUUGGUUCUGCAGACAGGUGCUCUGGUUCUCAGUGACAAUGGCAUUUGCUGCAUUGAUGAAUUUGAUAAAAUGAAUGAAAGUACAAGACCAGUACUGCAUGAGGUAAUAGAACAACA
Messenger RNA from Gopherus flavomarginatus (Mexican gopher tortoise), 714 nucleotides. Its product is annotated as DNA replication licensing factor MCM4-like. The transcript has 4 exons. Gene Ontology annotation, molecular function: ATP binding; single-stranded DNA binding; single-stranded DNA helicase activity. NCBI's taxonomy places the organism in Eukaryota, Metazoa, Chordata, Testudines, Testudinidae. Gene Ontology annotation, biological process: mitotic DNA replication initiation; double-strand break repair via break-induced replication; DNA strand elongation involved in DNA replication. Bases 154 to 633 code for a protein of 159 amino acids. Gene Ontology annotation, cellular component: MCM complex; nucleus. The record is from RefSeq and is a predicted model, not a curated record.